GUAAGCAAAAUAUACGGUGAACCUUGUGUUGGUUUCCCAUAUAAAAGGUAGUUGUGUCACACUUUACAACCUUUCUUAGAACACUGUCACAAGGGUGACAGGCCAUACAAUCUUUACAGAAAAUCCCACGGCGCUACUCUGAUUAAUUCUGCAGUGCUUUUGGGUGAGUUGCAGGGCAUUAAAAUUGUGUAUUCUUGGUAUGAAAUGCCAAAAGCCGCAUGAAUUUUGACACCAAGAUGGUGUGAUACAGCAGAGUCCAGGACAUGCAUAUCGGUACACACCGACCCCAUGCAUGUCCCAUAAUACCAGUAUCAUGAUACAGCCGAAAUGAACACGGUUAGCUUGCCCCGCCCAAGUCUUGAAAACCAUCCAAGUGCAUGGGAGAAAGCGGCCCGCUCGGAGGGAAGGUGUCAAAAUACCGGUAAAAACCCUCCAAAGCAAGAAGCCAAGUGCUCCAGCUUUCAACCCUCACUCACGCAUCACUCGGCCAUGGUUUCAUAUGUGACAGAUUGCCCAUGAGACACACGAUACCGACGAACAGUAUCAUACCGAUAUCCAGAACCUUGACUUCAUUUGAUUGGGUGUUCGCAACCACAACGCCGGGACAGCACCAAUAAUGGCGUCGUAACCCAAACGGGCAGGCGGAUCAAAGGGAGGAAAAACGACUGCCAACAUGCCCAAGGUUCAAACGGAUCCUCAAGCUCCCAGAACGACCAUGUUAUCAAUAGGGCUAAUGCCAAGCUAUCCGGCAAACAUUUCCGAACAGCAAAAAAGAAUUGCUUGUUGUGCCUAACUCCGACCGGGAAAACCUUAAACCGCGAGCGUCUAUCCUCUCGCCAAGAUUUAGUCCGUAACCUAUUGCUUAACGCCGAUGAGGCGCCGAAAGGAAAUGAUCGUUGAGGUGGUAAAUGCGGGGCCGACGUCUGGCGGGUAUGACGUCUCCGGCCCGAAUAAGUUGGAUUGAGGAUUCGAAAGGAUAAAUAGAAGUUCGAUUCCCUCUAGAAUUUUUCCUUCCCACGAUCAAUCGACUACCCUAAGGCCACUUGAACUCUCGUGAACACGACUUCAACGACCACCUCCGCCUUUACUUGCACUCUUUAUUACCUCACAAAACGGCACUCUAAUUCUAAAUGGCUACUCAAAAAGUCUGGCUCGUCACUGGAACUUCCUCCGGCUUCGGCAAUGAACUCGUUCACACCAUCCUCAAGAACGGUCAUAAAGUCGUCGCGGCGGGAAGGAAUACUUCGAGGUUGACCCCUCUAAAGGAGGCCGGUGCUGCGACUACCAAGAUCGACCAGAACGAACCUUUGGAUGUGCUCAGGAGGCAGAUUGGAGACGCUAUUGCGGUAUAUGGGCACAUCGAUGUUAUCGUUCUGAACGCAGCUUAUGUUGUUACGGGAACUUUGGAGGAGCGAACGUAUGUCCGCUCCAUCCCACAGGCUGAAGGGGGCGUAGGAGCUAACUUGGGUGUGGUCACGUAGACCCGAAGAAUCGCUCGCACAAUACCAUACUAAUGUCUUCGGCAUCCUAAACCUCUACCGCGCCAUCCUCCCACACUUUCGAGAACGAAAGGCCGGUAUCAUUGCCACGGUCGGCAGCAUGGGAGCUUCAAUGACAGAUCCUCUCAUUGGUCUUUACCACUCUUCCAAGGCCGCCGUCAGAAGUACGCUUUCUUUCCCUAUACUCCACCCCCCCGAUAGCCAACUUACUGAUAUGCCCCCCUAGAUCUCUCCCUCACCCUGGACAAUGAAGUCAAGCCCUUCGGCAUCAAAACCUGCCUGAUCGAACCCGGCUACUUCCGCACGAACCUCCUCUCCUCAGGGACGUCGUUCCAGCUCCCAGAGGCCAAGAUAGAGGCCUACGAUGAGAUCAAUGAGAAUACAAAGACAUUCCUCGCCGAGAGGGACAGGAAACAAAGCGGGGAUCCCAAGAGGGGUGCUCAGGUCAUAUUUGAUGUCCUCACCAGCUCGGGAUGCGCAAAGGGGAGGGAAGUUCCCAAGACGCUUGCUCUCGGAAGUGAUGCUGUCAAGUGCAUAAUUGGCAGCAAUGAGGAAUUUAACAAAAGGGUUGAGGAAUGGAGGUCCGUCAGCGAGAGCACGGAUUUCCCGAAGGAGGAGCAAUAUUAUUAAGUGGAAACUUUUCUGGGGCGCAGGAUACGACCGUAGUGGCUGGAGCUGUGCAGUAGUUCUUCUCUAGCGUUAGCAUCAGAAUUGACAUUCUAUUUUCCCCCGA
Molecule: messenger RNA, 2232 nt
Organism: Tuber aestivum (summer truffle)
Lineage: Eukaryota; Fungi; Ascomycota; Pezizomycetes; Pezizales; Tuberaceae
Source: the annotation of a GenBank genome assembly